This is a messenger RNA of Phalaenopsis equestris, 2684 nucleotides long. Its product is annotated as LMBR1 domain-containing protein 2 homolog A-like. Gene Ontology annotation, cellular component: membrane. NCBI's taxonomy places the organism in Eukaryota, Viridiplantae, Streptophyta, Magnoliopsida, Asparagales, Orchidaceae. Bases 195 to 2417 code for a protein of 740 amino acids. The record is from RefSeq and is a predicted model, not a curated record. The transcript is spliced from 14 exons.
CGAGUUACCCGCUGUUCUGACUUCUGAGUUUUCUUCUCUCUCCCGGUCACUACCUCCCUAGCCCGCUGUUACAAUCUUUCUACCCUCCUCUAGUUGCUCGAAGAAUCGCCGAGCGCCCGUUUUUCGGCAUCGUCUGCGAUCGAUUUGAAUCGGGGAUUCGGAGAAGGAGAACUGGAGAAAAAGAGAAGGAAAAAAUGUGGGUAUUUUAUCUGAUAUCGCUGCCGUUAACCCUUAGCAUGGUCUUGGUGACGCUACGGUACUUCGCAGGGCCCAAUGUCCCGCGCUACGUCCUCUUCACCGUCGGUUACACCUGGUUUUGCUCUCUUUCCUUCAUCAUCCUUGUACCUGCCGAUAUCUGGACGACGAUGGUCCGACAAGGCAAGGGAAGCAUCGCUUUCUUCUGGAGCUGGUCAUAUUGGAGUACCUUUGCACUGACGUGGGCUGUGGUUCCUGCUAUUCAGGGUUAUGAAGAUGCUGGAGAUUUCACUAUGAAAGAAAGAUUAAAAACCAGUUUUCAUGUAAAUCUGGUCUUUUACCUGAUUGUUGGAUCGAUUGGCCUUCUCGGACUCCUACUGUUGAUCAUCAUGCAUCGAGAUUGGAGUGUAAACUUUGUAGCCUUGGCCAUGGCUUGCUCCAAUACAUUUGGGCUUGUGACUGGUGCAUUUCUUCUUGGUUUUGGAUUGAGUGAAAUGCCGAAGAGCAUAUGGAGGAAUGCUGAUUGGAGCAAUCGCCAAAAAUUUCUCUCUCAUAUGGUUGCAAAAAUGGCUGUGAAGUUAGAUGAUGCUCAUCAAGAAUUUUCAAAUGCGAUUGUGGUUGCUCAAGCCACAUCCAAACAAAUGUCAAAACGGGAUCCUUUGAGACCUUAUAUGAAUGUCAUUGAUAACAUGCUGGUCCAAGUGUUUCGGGAUGAUCCAUCUUUCAAGCCUUCAGGGGGUAGAUUGGGUGAAAACGAUAUGGACUAUGAUACCGAUGAAAAAACAAUGGCUGCAUUAAGGCGUCAAUUAAAGGGAGCUCGUGAGGAGUAUUACAGAUACAAGAGUGAAUAUCUGACUUAUGUUAUGGAGGCCAUUGAAUUGGAAGACACUAUAAAGAAUUUUGACUGUCGUGAUUCAUCUGGAUGGAAAUAUAUUUCAAGUUUUAGAGGAAGUCGGACUGGCAGGUUUGGAUCCUUUCUGGAUACAAUGGAAUUUGUGUGGCGCUGCAUUCUCCACAAACAACUUAAAAAAUGCACAGCUGUUUUACUUGGUUGCAUGUCAGUCGCCAUCCUGUUAGCUGAAGCUACGCUUUUGCCGAGCGGGGUUGAUUUGUCUCUUUUUUCCAUUCUUAUAAAUGCAGUUGGGAAACAGGAAAUGCUUUCUCAGAUUGCGGCAUUUAUUCCUCUUAUGUAUAUGUGUAUUUGCACAUACUAUUCGUUGUUCAAGAUUGGAAUGCUCAUGUUUUAUUCAUUUACACCAAGACAAACAAGUUCAGUCAGCUUGCUUAUGAUAUGCUCAAUGGUUGCACGUUAUGCACCUCCAAUUUCUUAUAAUUUUCUGAAUCUUAUACGUCUUGAUGUUGAUGAAAAAACUGUUUUUGAAAAGAGAAUGGGCAAUAUUGAUGAUGCGGUCCCUUUCUUUGGUGAAGGUUUUAAUAAAAUAUAUCCUCUUAUUAUGGUUAUUUAUACGGCUCUGGUUGGUAGCAACUUUUUUGGUCGAGUAAUCGGCUUCCUUGGGAGCUGGAAAAGGUUUAUAUUUCAGAAUGAAGAAGCUGCUGACAUGACUGGAUUUGAUUCAUCUGGGAUUAUGAUCCUACAAAAAGAGCGUUCGUGGCUUGAGCAAGGUCAUAAACUUGGGGAGCAAGUCAUACCAUUAGCAAGAAAUUUCAAUAAUGCAAGUUUGGAUCUUGAAUGUAGCUUGUCGCAGGAUAAGGGCACCAGGGAGAUGAUAGUUGCUGCAAAUCUUCCCAAUGAAGUUCCCAAACGGAAUUUCCUACAUCAGAAAGAAAAUAACCAAUCCUAUGGUCGAGAAGCUAUAGCCAAUAAAUACGCAGCUUUAAGGGAAAAGCUGGGCAGGCAGCCAUCCUUCGCAAGAUCAUCAAAAGAGAAGGGUGUGCCGUCAACUUCAGUCUCAUUGCUCAACCCGGAUGACAACCAUAACCAUUCUGAUGAAAACACAGUUGCAUCCGGAAUUUCCUCCAAGUGGGCAUCAAUGAAAUCUAGUUUUCAAAAUCUUAAAGCUAAUAUAGGAGCAAAGAAGUUCAAGUUCCUCCCCCUUCGACAGAUUCAGGGAACUUCGCUUCAUUCCCCUACCUCCUCGUCCGAGUGCCUAGAUGAAAUAUUUUGGAGGAUCAAAGAGCGGCCGAGUAGAGAUCAAAAUGACGAUUUUAGCUACGAAGAUGGUGAUGGUUUGGAAAUUAUGGGGUCACGGCCUAGCAGAUAGUAUACUUCGCAUGUCCUUGAUCGGCAGGACGGGAUGCUAUGUAGUUUAUGAACCAGUUUCAUCAACAGACAAUUAGACUGGGUUUGCCUUGAUUUGCCAAAAGAAUGACUACAGCAUUUUCCACAAUGAUUCUUUAGAGGAACAGUUUUGGACACAGGGCUUGGGAUUUCCAGCAAAAAGGGUGUCAAGUGGCUAUCUAUUUUACAACACUUAUUUUUGUUCACAUUACUGAUCAAUUUUCAAUGAGACAUAAUAUAUUGUAAAUUC